AUGACACCGGCUCCGACACAGAUUGUGGUCCCAGACCCAGCCGGACUGUCGCCUACCCUGACCGACGAACCGACGCCAUGGCCGGCUCGCCUGCCGAUGCACCCACGGCUCCCUGCCGAGAGGGCAGGAGACGUCGACUACUUUACGGGCGCCACCUGUGACGAAACGACGGCCCUCCUGCCCGGCGCCGAGGGCGACUCAAAGCCCAGCAAGCCGUCGCCGGGAGAGCCGGCCAAACCGACUCCCUUCCUGGGCGGUGUGUCACCCGGUCGGUUCUGGGUGAUAUUCUCGGGCAUCCUCUUCACGUACUUUGUCGUCAUCUUCGACGCCACCAUCCUCUCGUCGUCGCACCCGGUCAUCACGAGCUACUUUGGCGCGUCGCAGAGCGCCUCGUGGCUGUCGACGGCCUACCUCCUCACCAGCACGUCGCUACAGCCCCUGGUCGGCCGCAUCUCGGACAGCACGGGCAGGAAGCUGCCGUUCGUGCUGAGCUUGGUCGUCUUCACCGUCGCGACGCUCGCCUGCGCGCUCGCGCCGACCAUAGGCGCCUUGAUCGCCGCCAGGGCCAUAUGCGGGCUGGGUGGGGGUGGGAUGAUAGGGAUGGCGAGUAUCUGUGUUGGAGAUCUCGUGCCCAUUGAACGUCGUGGACCCUACCAGUCGACGAUGAGUGUCAUGUUCGGCGUCAGCUCCAUGGCCGGCGCAGCACUGGGGGGUCUCAUGGCGGACCAUCUCGGUUGGCGCUGGGAGUUUGGCGUGCAGGUGCCCAUUCUGCUGCUCAGUCUCGGUGUCAUUAUGAUGGCCCUGCCGGAGAAUUUGGGGCUCUACGGGAAACAACGAGAGUCGCUGCAGGAGUGUCUACGGUCUUUUGAUUUCAAGGGCUCUCUGCUCUUGACCUUGACAGUGACGUUUCUCAUUCUUGGACUUGAUAUUGGCGGGAACUUACUUCCAUGGUCACACCCUCUGAUUAUAGCUUCGUUGGUUCUCGCCCUGUUCUUUUUCCCACUCUUCCUCCGAGCAGAAUCUUUGGCAGAGAAACCAGUCAUGCCGCUAGACCUUGUCUGCAAAGCGCCGGUGAUGAACCUGAUCUUCUCCCACCAUCUCGCAUCUUUCCUUACCAAUGCUAUCUUGUUCAACGUUCCGCUCUUUUUCCAGGCCGUACUCCUCACCUCGGCAACGGACUCGGGCCUCCGCCUCGCCGUGCCAUCCAUGAUAUCCUCCAUCGCCGGCGUCGCCACGGGCUUCCUGAUAACCUACACCCGCGACCUCAAGUGGGCGCCGCUCGUCGGCUCGUUCCUGUUCCUCGGCGGCGUGGGCCUGCUGUCGGCCAUGCGCGCGGGCCUCCCAGACUACGUCUACCUCCUGUGCCUGGUCCCGUCGUCUCUGGGCCAGGGCCUGCAGUUCCCCGGGACGUUCCUGGCCGUGCUGGGCGUGACGGAGCAGCGGGACGUCGCCGUCGUCACCACGACGCUGCAGCUGUGGCGGAGCCUGGGCGCCGUCGCCGGCAUCGCCGGCUCCAGCAUCGUCGUCCAGUCCGCGCUGGCCAGCUUCCUCGACGCAAACGUCUCGGCCGGAGACGCUGAGAAGGCCGAGAUUCUGCGCGCCGUCAAGAGCUCCGUCGGCGCCGUCGCCUCCCUCCCGGAGCCGUACAGGUCGCAGGUCAUGCGCAGCUACGAGUCCGCCCUCAGCCUCAUGUUUGGCUGCUGCGUCGGCUUGGCCAUGAUCUCGCUCCUUCUGUUGAUGCCCAUCCAGCUGCCCAAGCUAAAGCCCAAGGAGGAUGCGUCCCAAGAUGCGGCUGAGGAGCCGGCGGCGUGA
This is a messenger RNA of Pyricularia pennisetigena, 1812 nucleotides long. RefSeq lists its product as uncharacterized. The record is from RefSeq and is a predicted model, not a curated record. The transcript is spliced from 5 exons. The coding region runs from base 1 to 1812 and encodes 603 amino acids. Lineage: Eukaryota; Fungi; Ascomycota; Sordariomycetes; Magnaporthales; Pyriculariaceae. Gene Ontology annotation, cellular component: fungal-type vacuole membrane. Gene Ontology annotation, biological process: basic amino acid transport; transmembrane transport. Gene Ontology annotation, molecular function: basic amino acid transmembrane transporter activity.